GAGAGAGAGAGACAGAACAGAGUCACUGAAGAGAAGAAUCAAGAAUUCAUACUUCUGAUUAAGUUUUGACAGACAAUCAAAAUGACUACAGCCUUAGACGUCUCUCGCCACCUUCAUUGCCCCAUCUGUAAAAACCUGUUAGCAGAUCCGGUCUCAACCACAUGUGGGCACAACUUCUGCAAGCGUUGCCUGGACCAGCACAUAAGCAUGUCCGAGCCACACUGCCCUCUUUGCCAGGAGCAUGUGUCCACCAAGCCAUCUGUGAACGCAGCGCUCGACGCCCUCCUGCGAGAAUUUUACCAGAUGCAGUUACCCAACAUGAGCCUCUUCUGUGGAGAAAGAGGCGUGGUCCCAUGUGACGUCUGUGACGAGCACCUCACGUUCAGAGCUGUGAAGUCCUGCUUGAACUGCCUUCUUUCAUACUGCGAUCAACACCUGAAGCCGCACCAGUCUAUGGUGAGAUUCAAAUCCCAUAAACUGGUGAAUCCCAUGGAGAAGUUGGAUCAGAGAGCAUGCAAUGCGCAUGGUAGGCCUCUGGAACUCUUCUGCAGACGGGACGAGCGCUGCAUCUGCACCUUAUGUGUGAAGUUGGGUGGAGAUGUGAUACCUGUGGAGAUAGAGAGAGAAAGGAGACAGGCUGAGCAGCAAACAACUAUUGAAGAGCUGGAAAGGAUGAUCAAUCAGAAGGAAAACAAACUCGACGAGCUUAAGGAAUCAGCCAAAAAAUGCCAGGCUCUGAUAGAAAGAGAGCAGCAGGAGAUAAAGGAAGUGUUUGCUGCAGUGAUGGAGGCUGUGAAGAGAUCAGAGCAGGUGCUGCUGGCUCCUCUGGAGGACGGAAGGAGGUGUUUGGAGAAGGAGAUGGAUGAGAAGACACAACAAUUACAAAAAGACAUUCUCAAGUAUAAGGAGACAAUCGACUCUUUGAAUCACACUAUGAAUGAGGAAGAUGUCAUCUUCUUCCUGCAGUCUUACCCGUCUGUACCAGCUGAGUUCAAAGAUGACUGGAUGGUUUCCAUUGAUACUGAAUUAAACUUUGGCACAAUGAGAAAUAUACAGGCAGCCUUAUUGGCUGAGAUUGAGACUCACCUGGAGAAACUUUGCACUGUUGAAAUUAGAAGAAUUCACAGCUUUUCAGUGGACGUGACUCUGGAUGCAGAAACAGCACAUCCACACUUAGAGGUGACUAGAGACGGCACAGUGGUCAGAGACACUGGAAAAAGCCAUGAUAUCCCAGGCAGUCCACAACAGUUUGACUUGGUUGGAGGAGUCCUGGGAAAGCCUCGCAUCACGUCGGGAAGAGCUUUCUGGGUCGUGGAGGUGGGGAAGAAGGUGGGCUGGGAACUCGGGGUGAUGAGAGAAGGCGCAAACAGGAAAGGAAAAGUCUCCUACAAACCCAGCGAGGGAUACUGGUCCAUCGUGCUCUGCGGUCAAAACAUGUAUGGAGCUUUUGAAGACCCUCCAGUCCUGCUGAAUCUCAACACCAAACCCCAGAAGCUGGGAGUGUUUGUGGACUGUGAGGAGGCUCUGGUCUCCUUCUAUGAUAUGGUGGCUCGUUCACAUAUUUACACAUUCACUAAGUGUAGCUUUCAUGGUGCAAUCCGUCCAUACUUUAAUCCUCAUCCCAACAAAGACGGAACCAACUCAAGUCCAUUGGUCAUUUGUGCUGUCAAUCAAACUGAUGUCUCUGUUUGAGAGAAAGGGCAAAUCUUGAUUUUGAAACAAAGAAGGAUCAGAAA
Molecule: messenger RNA, 1736 nt
Organism: Rhinichthys klamathensis goyatoka
Lineage: Eukaryota; Metazoa; Chordata; Actinopteri; Cypriniformes; Leuciscidae
Product: E3 ubiquitin-protein ligase TRIM21-like
Exons: 7
Coding region: 82-1692 (536 amino acids)
Molecular function (GO): zinc ion binding; protein binding
Source: RefSeq, a predicted model, not a curated record